Messenger RNA from Vidua chalybeata, 641 nucleotides. RefSeq names its product chromosome 6 C11orf91 homolog (gene C6H11orf91). Lineage: Eukaryota; Metazoa; Chordata; Aves; Passeriformes; Viduidae. The record is from RefSeq and is a predicted model, not a curated record. The transcript is spliced from 2 exons. Bases 92 to 514 code for a protein of 140 amino acids.
CGGGACGCCGCGGGCACAACCGCCGGUCUCCCCGGGCGGUCCCGGUCUCCGCGGGCACAACGGCCGGCAGCGGCCGCGCUGACGCCGCGCCAUGACCGUGCAACGCCCGUCGUGGCCGCCGCUGUACUUCCCGCACUUCCACGGCACCGAGCCCGUGCCGCGGCAGGCCGGCGGCGCCUGGGCCCCGCUGGCCGCGCUGUGCUGGCCGUGGCAGCCGCUGCCGGCCGCGGCCGGGCCGCCCCGCUACGCCGCGCUGCCCGCGCCCGUGGUGCCGGAGCCGCCGCGCCUCUGCUGCCCGCCGGGAGCGCCGCGGGCCGGGGACGCGGCGCGGCGACCCCCGGAGCUGGCGCAGCUGCAGCUGCAGGAGGAGAUGUGCGAGCUGGGUAUCCGCCUUAAGGAGCUGGAGCUGGCGGCGCUCAUCGGCGACGGCUUCGACGCCAGGCAGUAUAAAAUCCUGAAGACACUGGAAGAAAAGAAGAUACAAAGCAUGAAAGCAAUGCAGAACCUGAAGUAAUGUCCACCAGCACACUGAGGAUUAUUUCAGCUGGAUAUUUUGCCAUUAUCACUUUUAAUGGGUCUUCAAUAUUGGGUUUCUACUCGCUAUAUGCUGUUCUCUUGCCAAAUUAAAAAUAUAUCGUUGA